Achroia grisella is the source of this 731-nucleotide messenger RNA. It is a transcript of the gene TfIIA-S, whose product is annotated as transcription initiation factor IIA subunit 2. Lineage: Eukaryota; Metazoa; Arthropoda; Insecta; Lepidoptera; Pyralidae. The record is from RefSeq and is a predicted model, not a curated record. Gene Ontology annotation, cellular component: transcription factor TFIIA complex. The transcript is spliced from 4 exons. The coding region runs from base 121 to 447 and encodes 108 amino acids. Gene Ontology annotation, biological process: RNA polymerase II preinitiation complex assembly; transcription initiation at RNA polymerase II promoter. Gene Ontology annotation, molecular function: TBP-class protein binding; RNA polymerase II general transcription initiation factor activity.
UUGUAUUUUUGACAAGAAGCUUUAAAGCGAUAUCAAAGAAUUUAUAAAAACAAAAGAAAAUAAAAUAAUAAUACCUUAAUUUUGUGCUUUAGAAAGAAACGAUCUAUAAUCAUUAGAAUAAUGUCGUAUCAAUUAUACAGAAAUACUACAAUCGGCAAUACAUUACAAGAGAGUCUUGACGAACUAAUACAAUAUGGACAGAUAACCCCAGCACUAGCAGUGAAAGUAUUGCUACAAUUUGACAAAUCUAUCAACCAGGCAUUGUCUAAUAGAGUAAAAUCAAGACUAACGUUCAAAGCAGGAAAAUUAAAUACCUACAGAUUUUGUGAUAAUGUAUGGACUUUUAUGUUGAAUGAUGUAGAAUUUAGAGAAAUGCAAGAAGUUGCUAAGGUGGACAAAGUGAAAAUUGUAGCUUGUGAUGGAAAAAAUGUUGAAGAUAGAAGGUAACCUAGAGCAAUACUAAUUAGUGUAAUUCCAAAAAUAUGCAACAAUAAGUUUAGUGUUUCCUCUGUCUUUGUUGUGAUUAUUUUUGUGUCAUUAAAGUUCUUAUUUUAAUAAUUUUUUUCAUGUUUAUUUAUAUUGACUUUUUGUCUCUUGCUAUACUAAUUGAUGUACCACACGCUUACUUAUUGAUUUUACAUUUUUGUUGAUUUUCAAAUUAGAGUUUAUUAUUAAAUGUGCAUACUAUUAAAUGAGCUAAUUACUUAAUUAUAUUUGAUGCAGAUGAGGGA